CACUUAACUGCCUACCAUGCCAUGGAUUAGAAAUCUGAGAAGAAUGUAUAAAUUUAUAGUCUCUAAAAUCACUGACCUAGCCUGUUCCUGUACCAUGCCACCUCCCUUUCCAAAAAGAGCAUAAAAGGGUUGACAGUUCUUGGGGUUACAGGAGACAGAAACAAGGUGCCGAAGAGAUGCAGGGCCAUAGGACUUGGAGCUGGGCUUUCCUGGGUCUGUUUAUGAUCAGUCUUCAUUUUCCAGCUUUCUCUGCCAGGAGCAUCAGCUGGACCAAGGAAACAGCCCUGCAAGACUUGGGAUCUGACCCCCUGCUUCCGGGAUACUCUUCCUUGGCAGACCCUUUGGGACCCUCCAAUCCUGACCAUUCUGGGCUCAAAUUAAAUCCUUUGUCUGAUAGCUCAGGGACUAUUGUUCCUUUGGAGCCUGAUGCCUCUCUCUUUGACCAUCCUUGGCAAUUUGGGAGUUCUGGGCUUCAACAUCCUCUCCUAGAUGAGAGUUCAUCCGCCCGGGGGCUCCAGGCUUCUGAUAACACUUGGCAAAUGGUGGCUCACUCCUAUGAUGAUUCUCUGCCUGACAGUCCUUCCCCAGCUAAUAGUGCUAUACCUUCUGUGGCUAGUGGGUCCCAGACAGCAGUUACCUCCUCAGACUCAAUCAGUUCUUCCCCUGAUACCCCAUCCCUCCUCAAGGACACUGAGCCCAAGCGGCCUCCCCGUUCUGAUCCUCUAGGACAACGGGGGGAUAUCCCUGCCCAACGCUCUCCCUGGCCCCUCAACAACCGAAUUCGUCAGAAGCCUUUGCCUGGUCACCCAUGGGGGACUCAGAACAUCAAUCCUGAGGUGUCCUGGGGGAGUCAGAGUCUUGGGACUGGUUGGGGAGGGAGACCCCUUAGACUUCCUGUGGGAAGUUGGGGAAUUAGCAAUCAAUACCCAGGUACUGUUUGGGGAAACCAUAAUCAGUAUCCGGGUACUAGCUGGGGGGGUAAUAAUAGAUACCCAGGUACUAGCUGGGGGGGUAAUAAUAGAUACCCAGGUACUAGCUGGGGGGGUAUUAAUCAAUAUCCGGGUCCUAAUUGGGGGAUUAAUACUAGAUACCCUGGCACUAGUUGGGGGACUAAUAAUUGGUACCCAAGUAUCAACUGGGGAGGUAACAAUCAAUAUCCAGGGAACACAUGGGGAAUUAAUAACCAAUACCCUGGAGUCCUUCGCCCUCCCAACUCUGCCUGGAACAUCCCUCCUAGAUACCAAAAUCAGCCCUGAGAAACUGGAUUCUAGAAGGGUCUCCAGAUGUAUAUGGCCCUGCAAAGGGACAAACGUGUCCCAGGGUUAGGUGUCAGAAAGGUGCAUUUGUUCUGUCCUCAGACACUUAGAUGUUAAACCAAACUCAGGCAUCCUCAGCUCCUCAGCUUUAGCUAGUCACCAUCCUUCCAACACUUCUUUUAGAAAUACAGGCUUACUACCCAAGGGUGACAAAUGGCAAUAAAACCUGG
Molecule: messenger RNA, 1486 nt
Organism: Monodelphis domestica (gray short-tailed opossum)
Lineage: Eukaryota; Metazoa; Chordata; Mammalia; Didelphimorphia; Didelphidae
Gene: C2H6orf15
Product: chromosome 2 C6orf15 homolog
Biological process (GO): extracellular matrix organization
Cellular component (GO): extracellular matrix
Source: RefSeq, a predicted model, not a curated record